Sarcophilus harrisii (Tasmanian devil) is the source of this 7080-nucleotide messenger RNA. It is a transcript of the gene ARID1B, whose product is annotated as AT-rich interaction domain 1B. The transcript has 22 exons. Gene Ontology annotation, molecular function: DNA binding; nucleosome binding. Gene Ontology annotation, cellular component: brahma complex; nBAF complex; SWI/SNF complex. The coding region runs from base 199 to 5685 and encodes 1828 amino acids. Gene Ontology annotation, biological process: chromatin remodeling; regulation of transcription by RNA polymerase II; positive regulation of DNA-templated transcription. NCBI's taxonomy places the organism in Eukaryota, Metazoa, Chordata, Mammalia, Dasyuromorphia, Dasyuridae. The record is from RefSeq and is a predicted model, not a curated record.
AUUGAAAAAAGGUGCUAAAUUAAUAUACACUUAGAACUGAUCUAUAGCCAUAGACUAGUUGCUAGCUGCAAGGGUAGCUGAGAUAGAACCAUAAUAACAGGAAAGCAUUGUUUAUAUAUAGUGCCUUUCUCUGAGGAACUCCAAGCACUUUAUGGAAAUCUCAUCAAUUCGUGGAGAAUUCCCUAUGAGGGUAGUCCAAUGGAUCCAAUGGUAAUGAAGAGACCUCAGUUGUAUGGAAUGGGCAAUAAUCCUCAUUCCCAGCCUCAGCAAAGCAGUCCAUACCCUGGGGGAUCAUAUGGUCCCCCUGGCCCACAGCGUUAUCCAAUUGGAAUCCAGGGACGGACCCCAGGUGCCAUGGGAGGAAUGCAAUAUCCACAACAACAGAUGCCACCUCAGUAUGGUCAGCAAGGUGUAAGUGGUUACUGCCAACAGGGCCAACAACCAUAUUACAACCAGCAACCACAGCCUCAACACUUACCACCCCAGGCACAAUAUUUGUCAACACAGUCCCAGCAGAGGUACCAAACACAGCAGGACAUGUCUCAGGAAGGCUAUGGAACUAGAUCGCAACCUCCUAUGGCACCAGGAAAGCCUAACCAUGAAGAUUUGAGCCUAAUACAGCAAGAAAGACCCUCAAGUUUACCAGUUGAAGUCUUGGCCUCGGAGGAUGCUGCCUUUGGACUCAAGGACUUAUCUGGCUCCAUUGAUGACUUGCCCACAGGAACAGAAGCAACUUUGAGUUCAGCAGUGAGUGCAUCAGGCUCCACUAGCAGUCAAGGGGAUCAGAGCAAUCCUGCACAGUCACCCUUCUCUCCUCAUGCUUCCCCCCAUCUUUCCAGUAUCCCAGGGGGCCCAUCACCUUCCCCUGUGGGCUCUCCUGUUGGGAGUAACCAGUCAAGAUCGGGCCCAAUUUCUCCUGCAAGUAUUCCAGGCAGUCAGAUGCCACCUCAGCCUCCUGGUACCCAAUCAGAAUCCAGUUCCCAUCCAGCCUUGAGCCAGUCACCAAUGCCACAGGAACGAGGUUUUAUGACAGGCACACAAAGGAACCCUCAGAUGUCUCAAUAUGGGCCUCAACAAACUGGACCAUCUAUGUCACCUCAUCCUUCCCCUGGAGGACAAAUACAUCCUGGAAUUGGUAGCUUUCAAAGUAACUCUAGUGGGGCUUAUGGUCCUCAGAUGAGCCAAUAUGGACCACAAGGUAACUACUCCAGACCUCCAACAUAUAGUGGGGUACCCAGUGCAAGCUACAGUGGCCCAGGGCCUGGCAUGGGUAUCAAUGCCAAUAACCAGAUGCAUGGACAAGGGCCAAGCCAGCCAUGUGGGACCAUGCCCCUGGGACGGAUGCCAUCAACUGGGAUGCAGAGCAGACCAUUUCCUGGAAACAUGAGCAGUAUGACACCCAAUUCUCCUGGCAUGGCUCAGCAAGGAGGGCCCGGAAUGGGCCCCCCAAUGCCAACUGUGAACCGUAAGGCACAGGAGGCCGCAGCUGCAGUGAUGCAAGCUGCUGCAAACUCAGCUCAAAGCAGGCCACCAUACAUUAGGUCGCCUGCUUAUCCCAGCCAGUCUGGGGCUGGCGGACGUCCCAUGUUUUCUUCCCAGCACCCCAACUAUGGCAACGCUCAGGCUCCCAUGAUGCACCAGCCUGACCAGUACGGGCAAGGCAGUUUUCCUGGCAUGAAUCAAAGUGGACUUAUGGGUUCCAGCUCUCCUUAUACCCAGCCCAUGAACAACAGUUCCAGCCUGAUGAAUCCUCAAGCUCCUCCCUACAGCAUGACCCCCAACAUGGUGAAUAGUUCAACAGCAUCUAUGGGUCUUGCAGAUAUGAUGUCACCUGGUGAGUCCAAAUUGCCCAUGCCUCUCAAAACAGAUGGUAAAGAAGAAGGCACUCCUCAGGCUGAGAGCAAGUCAAAGGAUAGCUACAGCUCUCAGGGUAUUUCUCAGCCCCCAACCCCAGGCAACCUGCCAGUCCCUUCCCCAAUGUCCCCAAGCUCUGCUAGCAUCUCCUCAUUUCAUGGAGAUGAAAGUGAUAGCAUUAGCAGCCCAGGCUGGCCAAAGACUCCAUCAAGCCCUAAAUCAAGUUCUUCUACAACCACUGGGGAGAAGAUCACAAGGGUGUAUGAGCUGGGGAAUGAACCAGAGCGCAAGCUAUGGGUGGACAGAUACCUGACUUUCAUGGAGGAGCGAGGCUCACCUGUGACCAGUCUGCCAGCAGUGGGCAAAAAGCCCCUGGACCUGUUCAGACUCUAUGUUUGCGUCAAAGAGAUUGGUGGUUUGGCACAGGUUAAUAAAAACAAAAAGUGGCGCGAGCUGGCCACCAACCUGAAUGUGGGCACUUCUAGCAGUGCAGCUAGCUCCCUGAAAAAGCAGUAUAUUCAGUACCUGUUUGCUUUUGAGUGCAAGAUUGAAAGAGGGGAGGAGCCCCCUCCAGAAGUCUUCAGCACUGGAGAUACUAAGAAACAAGCUAAGAUACAGCCGCCAUCUCCUGCAAAUUCAGGAUCCUUACAAGGUCCACAGACCCCCCAGUCAACUGGUAGUAACUCCAUGGCAGAAGUUCCAGGUGAUCUGAAGCCACCCACACCAGCUUCUACACCUCAUGGACAAAUGGCUCCAAUGCCUGGUGGCAGGAACAGUGCAGUCAGCGUGCAUGACCCCUUCUCAGAUGCGACUGAUUCCUCAUUCCCCAAACGGAACUCCAUGACACCAAAUGCACCAUACCAGCAGGGCAUGAACAUUCCAGACAUGAUGGGAAGGAUGCCCUAUGAACCUAACAAGGACCCCUUUGGUGGAAUGAGAAAAGUGUCUGGAAGCAGUGAACCCUUCAUGACACCAGGACAAAUGCCUAAUAGUGGGAUACAGGAUAUGUAUAACCAGGCCCCAGCUGGAGCAAUGUCCAACAUGGGAAUGGGCCAGCGACAGUUUCCCUAUGGGGCCAGUUAUGACAGAAGGCAUGAGCCUUAUGGGCAGCAGUAUCCUGGACAAGGACCUCCCUCAGGACAGCCACCAUAUGGAGGACACCAGCCUGGAAUAUAUCCACAGCAACCGAACUACAAACGUCACAUGGAUGGCAUGUAUGGGCCUCCAGCAAAACGCCAUGAGGGAGAUAUGUAUAACGUUCAGUAUGGCAGCCAGCAGCAAGAGAUGUAUAACCAGUACGGCAGCACAUACUCUGGACCAGACAGGAGGCCCAUCCAGGGACAGUAUCCCUAUCCUUACAACAGAGAGCGAAUGCAGGGCCCGGGUCAGAUGCAGCAACACGGAAUACCUCCCCAGAUGAUCGGAGGCCCCAUGCAGUCCUCCUCAGGCGAGGGCCCUCAGCAGAACAUGUGGCCCACCCGCAAUGAUAUGCCUUAUCCGUACCAGAAUAGGCAAGGUCCAGGAGGCCCUGCACAGGCUCCCCCUUAUCCAGGAAUGAACCGCACUGAUGAAAUGAUGGUACCUGAUCAGAGGAUAAACCACGAGAGCCAGUGGCCUUCUCACGUCAACCAACGGCAGCCUUACAUGUCUUCUUCAGCCUCCAUGCAGCCCAUCACUCGACCUCCCCAGUCAUCUUACCAGACGCCGCCAUCGAUGCCAAACCACAUCUCCAGGGCGCCCAGCCCAGCAUCCUUCCAGCGCUCCCUGGAGAACCGCAUGUCUCCAAGCAAAUCCCCCUUCUUGCCCUCCAUGAAGAUGCAGAAGGUCAUCCCCACGGUUCCAGCCUCCCAGGUUACGGGGCCACCGCCCCAGCCACCCCCCAUUCGACGAGAGAUCACUUUCCCUCCAGGGUCUGUAGAAGCAUCACAACCUGUUUUGAAACAAAGAAGAAAGAUUACCUCAAAAGACAUUGUAACUCCUGAGGCGUGGCGUGUGAUGAUGUCCCUUAAAUCGGGCCUUUUGGCUGAAAGUACAUGGGCUUUGGACACUAUUAAUAUUCUCCUCUAUGAUGACAGCACCGUGGCUACUUUCAAUCUCUCUCAGUUAUCUGGAUUUCUUGAGCUUUUAGUAGAGUACUUUAGAAAAUGCCUGAUUGACAUUUUUGGAAUUCUAAUGGAAUAUGAAGUGGGAGACCCCAGUCAAAAAGCACUUGAUCACAACACAAAUAAGAAAGAUGACAGUCUGACUUUGGCAGAUGACUCUGGGAAGGAAGAAGAAGCUGAAUGUAUUGAUUAUUAUGAUGAUGAAGAUGAAGAUGAAGAGGAGGAAGAUGAAGAAGACGAAAAGACAGGAGCAGAAGAUAAGAGCACGGUUCUUGCCUCUCCCAAUGCCAGUAUUGAUCUAAAAGAGAGGCCCAAGCAAGCAAGUAAAUUUGACAAACUGCCAAUAAAGAUAGUAAAGAAGAAUAAUCUGUUUGUGGUUGACCGGUCUGACAAACUAGGCCGUGUUCAGGAAUUCAACAGCGGGCUUCUCCACUGGCAGCUUGGGGGAGGCGACACAACUGAACAUAUCCAGACUCACUUUGAGAGCAAGAUGGAAAUUCCCCCUCGCCGGCGGAUCCCUCCUGCCCUCGGCUUCCUGGGAAAAAAGAAAGAUCUGGAAGGAAGAGGUGAAUUUGAGGACCAUCCAGAGAAAAGCAUAAUAGCAACCAUUGAUGAUGUCUUGUCGGCUCGGCCCGGAGCAUUGCCUGAAGACUCAAACCCUAGUAACCAGGUCGAAAGCAGUAAGUUUCCCUUUGGUAUCCAUGAAGCCAAAAGCCACCGGAAUAUUAAACUGCUGGAGGAUGAGCCAAGGAGCCGAGACGAGACUCCACUAUGCACCAUUGCCCACUGGCAGGACUCUCUGGCCAAGCGCUGUAUCUGUGUGUCAAAUAUUGUCCGUAGCUUGUCUUUUGUGCCUGGCAAUGAUGCCGAAAUGUCCAAACAUCCAGGCCUGGUGCUGAUCCUGGGGAAGCUGAUUCUCCUUCACCAUGAACAUCCAGAGAGAAAACGGGCGCCUCAGACCUAUGAGAAAGAGGAGGAGGAAGAUAAAGGGGUGACCUGUAGCAAGGAUGAGUGGUGGUGGGACUGCCUCGAGGUCUUAAGGGAUAACACAUUGGUCACAUUAGCCAACAUUUCUGGGCAGCUAGACUUGUCUGCUUACACGGAAAGCAUCUGCUUGCCAAUUUUGGAUGGCUUGCUACACUGGAUGGUGUGCCCAUCCGCAGAGGCACAGGAUCCCUUUCCCACGGUGGGACCCAACUCAGUGCUGUCGCCUCAAAGACUCGUACUGGAGACCCUGUGUAAGCUCAGCAUCCAGGACAAUAACGUGGACCUUAUCCUGGCCACCCCUCCAUUCAGCCGUCAGGAGAAACUCUACGCUACUUUAGUUAGGUACGUUGGAGACCGCAAAAACCCGGUCUGCCGAGAAAUGUCCAUGGCGCUCUUAUCGAACCUUGCCCAAGGGGAUGCGCUAGCAGCAAGGGCCAUAGCUGUGCAGAAGGGAAGCAUCGGAAACUUGAUAAGCUUCCUAGAGGACGGGGUCACGAUGGCCCAGUACCAGCAGAGCCAGCAUAACCUCAUGCACAUGCAACCUCCACCUCUGGAACCACCUAGCGUAGACAUGAUGUGCAGGGCGGCCAAGGCCUUGCUGGCCAUGGCCAGAGUGGACGAGAACCGCUCAGAGUUCCUUUUGCACGAAGGCCGUUUGCUGGAUAUCUCGAUAUCGACUGUCCUGAACUCUCUGGUUGCCUCUGUCAUCUGUGAUGUACUGUUUCAGAUUGGGCAGUUAUGACAUACGUGAGAAGCCAAGCAUGUGUGGGUGAAGAUUAGAGGGUCCCCUAUAACUGGCUGUUUUCUGUUUUUGUUUAUCCAGCAUAGAAAGAAGGAAAAGAAAAUCUUUGCUCCUCUGCCCCAUUCACUUUUUACCAAUUGGGAAUUAAAGAAAUUAAUUUGAACAGUUAUGAAAUUAAUAUUUGCUGUCUAUGUGUAUAAGUACAUCCUUUUAUUUUAUUUUUUUUAACCAAAGUUGCUGUCUAGUACAUUCAAGGGUCACUUUUUGUUUUCAUAGAGUUCCUUUUCAGUGUUUUUUUUUUUCCAUGUUUGUAUUGCAUAUUUUUUGGGAAGCAAAUUAGUGACUUGAAAAGUUGUGGCAAAAUGUUAUAUGACCGGAAAACUUCACCAUGUUGAAACAAAAAGGUGAAAGCAACAUACCAACUUCCUGUGUGUCUUAUUAUUUUUUUUUUCCAGAAGAGAAAAAAAAUACCCGUAUCCCAUCACCCAAACCUCUGUGCAAUAGACACUUCUAGUGAUGUAGGUAUAGGGAUCAAGGCAGUGUGUCAGUCAGUAGUCAAACUAUGAAAUGAUAUCAGUUUCUCCACAGGAGAAUGGUUACAUUAGGCUAGGGGCAAAACCAUUUUUUUUUUUAAAGUUAAGAUUGAAAACAUAUACCUGAUGACGAUCAACGUAAAUUGCUUCCUCACCACUACUGUCAUGUCUGCUAUCUAUUGUUUGACCUUCCACAAUGACAGUUCUUCACAAUUCCUUUAAUCAUUUUUUAAAUAUUUUUUUUACUGCCUAAGGGCCGUGAUGUAUAUAGAAGUUGUACAUUGAGCAUACCCUCAUUUUUUUCUUUUCAUUUUUUUUUUUAGUACAAAGUUUUUAGUUUUUUUUUUUUUUUUCAUGAUGUGGUAACUACAAAGUGAUGGUAGAUUUAAAUAAUUUUUUAUUUUUAUUUUAUAUAUUUUUUUCAUUAGGGCCAUAUCUCCAAAAAAACAAAAAACACAAAAACAAAAAAAACAAAAAACACACAAAAAAAACUUGAGGGUAAUGUACAAGUUUCUGUAUGUAUAAAGUCAUGCUCUAUUUCGGGAGAGCAGCCGAUCACAAUUGCUUCAUGAAUCAAGGUGUGGAAAUGGUUGCGUAUGGAUUGAUUUAGAAAAUGGUUAUCAGUACAGACAAAAAAAAAAAAAGAAAUAUACAGAAAAAAGGAAGAAACACAACUUCAAAGAUUUUUCAGUGAUGAGAAUCCGCAUUUGUAUUUCAAGAUAAUGUAGUUAAAAAAGAAAAAAGAAAAAAAAACUUGAUGUAAAUUCCUCCUUUUCCUCUGGCUUAAUGAAUAUCAUUUAUUCAGUAUAAAAUCUUUAUAUGUUCCACAUGUUAAGAAUAAAUGUACAUUAAAUCUUGUUAA